Messenger RNA from Nematostella vectensis (starlet sea anemone), 2836 nucleotides. Its product is annotated as mucosa-associated lymphoid tissue lymphoma translocation protein 1. NCBI's taxonomy places the organism in Eukaryota, Metazoa, Cnidaria, Anthozoa, Actiniaria, Edwardsiidae. Gene Ontology annotation, molecular function: cysteine-type endopeptidase activity. The transcript is spliced from 15 exons. The record is from RefSeq and is a predicted model, not a curated record. Bases 159 to 2039 code for a protein of 626 amino acids. Gene Ontology annotation, biological process: proteolysis.
UACCUACGAUGGAUGCCCGCUGACCUUCCAAAAUAAACCAAAUGGGGUUUCGAUAUAUUCAAGCACAAAUAAUAAGUUGGUCAUGAAUUUGGAAUCGUGUUCCCUUUGAUGCCAUGAACGUAUAUUUUGCGUGAGCGUGAGUCAGGUCCAUUAGGAGUAUGGCUGCAUGCUGUCCAACAAUCUCUGAUCUUCCAAAAGUUCUAAGAGAGAAGCUAGCACAUAUUCUUGAUGAGAGCAAUACUCCUACCUGGCGGGAACUAAUCCAUGUCAUGCCACCAGAUAUGUACAGAGCUCACCAAGUUGAGUCGUUUGCCAUGGCAACCUUGAAGUGCAGGAGUCCUACUCAGGAAUUAUUUGAUGAUUUGGCUCGACGCAGUGUCACACUAGAUGAGCUAUCAGGUUGGGUACAGAAACUGCCACAAAGCAAUAAAAAGCAGUCCAUGAUUCAACUUCUAUAUGGACAUCCAGUUGUUACCAGGCAACCAGGAAAUAUAAUGGUUGCUGUAGGAGCAAAUGCUGUGCUAUCGUGUGGUGCAACAGGUCACCAGCCUCUAAACUACCAAUGGUUUAAGAGCAAGAAAGCUUUAGAAGGGCAAACUGGUUCCCUCCUUCGUGUUAAGAAUGUCUCCAAGCUUGAUGAGGGGCAUUACAUAUGUCGUGUUGCAAACUCUAAUGGCGACUAUGUGUUUACUGAAUGGGCAAAGCUAUCUCUUCAAAAUCCCUCGGAAACACAUCAGUUCAGUCGGCCUAUCAUCACAAGUCAACCCGAAUACCCAGAAGUCCACACUGUGUUAGGUGGGACGCUUCGCUUGUACUGCGACGCCCUGGGGGACCCUGGGCAGAGUAGCUCUGGCUGUGUGCUUGAGACAGGUUCUUUAAUUAUCAAGGCCUUGUGCUAUGUUGUAGCAAAUGACAAGGUGGCGUUACUAAUCGGCAACAAAGAUUACAAAAUGGCGCAGCACCUCAACACUCUCUUCCAUCCUCUGAAUGAUGUGUGCGACUUGGCAGGCGUAUUAAGAAGCAUAGGCUUUAAGGUUGUUUCGCUUGUGAAUCUCACCCUGAAGGAGAUGGAGUUCGCCCUGGAUGAGUUCUACAAACUGCUGGUCAAAGACACCUAUGCACUCUUCUACUUUGCGGGUCAUGGCUUUGAGAUAAAUGGACAGGGCUAUCUUAUGCCUAUAGACGCCACAGAAAGGUAUCAUCCGCAGGAAAACCUGCCCGCGUGGAAAGUGUUGGAGACCAUGCAGAAUAGCGAAGCAAAACUAAAUAUCAUCGUCCUCGAUUGCUGUCGAACAACGCCAAACGAUAAGCCAAUCGAGACGAUACCAGUCGACAACGGCUGUUACCAACCGAUUGUAACCAAGGCGAAUGUGUUGGUCAUCCAUGGAUGUUUACCGCAGAAUUCAGUAUUCGAGUCUGAGGAUGAGAGAAAUGGUUUCAUUGCCAAGCACCUCAUUAAGCUCAUCGGCCAAACUAAGCCGCUUUCCAAGAUUAAAGUUGAGUUCUCAAAAGCCAUUCAUGAUGAGAAAAUUUAUGACCCCGAAGAUAGAAAACAACAAGUCGUGCACAUUCAUACCACUGAGAUCGACGACAUGUGCCUAGCUGACAAUACAGCGGUACACAUGCAAGGAGCAUGCGCCGUGUCUGGGAGCGAGGGCUGGAAAGCAGCGCAUGAGAUCCCGGAAGACCCCGUGACCGUACAUGAGCGUGACGGGGUCGUGGUCGAACUCGUCUUCAUGGCGGAAUUCUCCAACGCGUUGCUCGUCACCGCGCGCUGUCGCCCCGACAACUACCACGUGACAUUCGACAUGCCUGAGUGUGUCAGCGGUUGUCUCGUUACCAAGGUAACGGGCAAGGAAAGCACUAUUCCACAGCGUUUCUCAAGAGCUGAGUCCGCGAUACGAAUCGCUGACCUUCAAAGGCUGCAGGGCAACCUUGAGAUGGUUCUCGUGCUGGAAUUAGAUAAUGAAGAGCCUCGUCGAAUAUGUUACACGAUGCGAGAGAAACCGCUGUUUGCCAAGAUUGCUUGCCAGAACUAGACAUCGUCGUAAGGUUUUCCUGUGCUUGAAUAUGGACCGCCAGGAAGCAUGGGGUCUGGGACGAGCCCAUAUAGUGCAGCCCAGUCCCUGACGUUCUUACCGGGUUUCCUGUGCUAGCAGAUGAACCGUGAGCAAGUCCGAUCAGAAAGCCUGGGGCUAGGCUGCAUAUGAGAAGACAUGAUUAGGGGACUUGAAGUCAGUUCGACUUAGUAGGGAGUUCGAGUUAUUCGAGAAGAAAUAGCUGAAAAUCAGUCUCUAGGGAAAUUAAAGUCAGUUCGAGUUAUUGGCGAGUCUUUAUAGUAGAAAUGACUAAAAUUAGGCAUUCCUAAUCAGCGGAGAGUUCGAGCUAUCGGAGUUUCACUGUAAGACAUCACUUUGGUUUAGCAGGAGUUCGAGUUAUCAAAUAUUGUAGUGUGACUGGGGGUAGAAUACUGUUUUAUGUUGUAAAUCAAGGAGGAUUUGAUCUGAUCUGGGUUCGAUCCAAGCUCCUGCUGGCCAAUGAAUCCGCUUCAAGUAUUUUGAAUGACAGAAGCCGAUAAGCUGUUGGGAAUUGUACAUGCGAGAGUUUGCAUAAUUUGCCAAAGAGCAUCGACAAAGAGUGUUUCGUUGUUGGUUCGACAGAAACCGAUGUGUAUAUAGCUGGUGUUCUCUUUUUUAAAAAAGUAUACAUUUUAUAACUUUUUUUAAAACGAGUUGGGUCAUAGACCCUUUGAAUAUAGGAGUGUGUCGUAAAAACGAUUUUAAUGGUAACUAUGAUAAAAACUUAUAGAAUAAAGAAACAACCAUCCUCAAAAAAA